Messenger RNA from Cynoglossus semilaevis (tongue sole), 4130 nucleotides. RefSeq names its product tankyrase-1. Gene Ontology annotation, cellular component: BRCA1-BARD1 complex; BRCA1-A complex. The transcript has 28 exons. Lineage: Eukaryota; Metazoa; Chordata; Actinopteri; Pleuronectiformes; Cynoglossidae. Gene Ontology annotation, biological process: protein K6-linked ubiquitination. The record is from RefSeq and is a predicted model, not a curated record. Gene Ontology annotation, molecular function: ubiquitin-protein transferase activity; protein binding; NAD+ poly-ADP-ribosyltransferase activity. The coding region runs from base 83 to 3859 and encodes 1258 amino acids.
GCUGCAACAGGAAGCACGAGCACUUUCACCGGAAACGAGGCACAGCAGCAGCAGUUGUUGUUGCUCGAGAGCUGCUGCUGUAAUGGCGGUGUCUCGUCGCUCGUCGCAGCAGAGCGCCCUGCAGUCUCCGCCGAGAAACGGCUCUCUCUCGGCCGCACUCCCGGCCUCAGCGUCGAUGUCUCUAAUCCCAUCGGUCGUCGCUAGCCCUGAGAAUGAAAAAGAAUGUAGCGGAGUCACGGAGAUGGCCCUGGCCUCCCCAGACCUCACAGCCCCGGUCCUAGCGAGCAGCGCCAGCUCCACUAGCUCAACCUCUGGCAGCAGCGUCGUUCCCAGCCCCGGCUCUGGAGCUAACAGUCCCAGCGAAGGCAGCAGUGGCGUCGGCGGGGCGUUCAGGGAGUUGUUCGAGGCCUGUCGUAACGGAGACGUGUCCAGGGUGAAGAGGCUGGUGGAUUCGGUCAACGUGAAUGCGAAGGACAUGGCCGGUCGGAAAUCGACUCCGCUUCAUUUCGCUGCGGGUUUUGGCAGGAAAGAUGUGGUGGAGCACCUCCUGCAGACGGGGGCCAACGUUCACGCCCGGGACGACGGCGGACUCAUCCCCCUGCACAACGCCUGCUCCUUCGGCCACGCCGAGGUGGUCAGUCUCCUCCUGUGUCAGGGCGCAGACCCCAAUGCCAGAGACAACUGGAACUACACGCCGCUCCACGAGGCCGCCAUCAAGGGCAAGAUCGACGUUUGCAUCGUGUUACUUCAACACGGAGCUGAUCCGAAUAUUCGGAACACCGACGGCAAAUCUGCGCUGGACCUGGCCGACCCUUCGGCCAAGGCUGUUCUCACAGGUGAAUACAAGAAAGAUGAACUCCUGGAGGCAGCGAGGAGUGGAAACGAAGAGAAGCUGAUGGCGCUGCUGACUCCGCUCAACGUCAACUGUCACGCAAGUGAUGGCCGCAAGUCAACAUCCCAAAAAAUGCUGUCCACCCCCCUCCACCUAGCCGCCGGCUAUAACCGCGUCCGCAUCGUUCAGCUUCUCCUCCAGCACGGAGCGGACGUUCACGCCAAGGACAAAGGUGGUCUGGUUCCGCUGCACAACGCCUGUUCCUACGGUCACUUCGAAGUCACCGAGCUUCUGCUCAAACACGGCGCCUGCGUGAACGCCAUGGACCUGUGGCAGUUCACCCCCCUCCACGAGGCGGCCUCCAAGAACCGGGUGGAGGUCUGUUCCCUGCUGCUGAGCCACGGUGCCGACCCCACUCUGCUGAACUGCCACAGCAAGAGCGCCGUGGACAUGGCCCCCACCCCGGAGCUCAAAGAGCGACUCACAUAUGAGUUUAAAGGUCACUCGUUACUGCAGGCUGCCCGGGAGGCCGACAUGGCCAAGGUGAAGAAGACUCUGGCUCUGGAGGUCAUCAGCUUCAAACACCCCCAGACCAAUGAGACGGCUCUGCACUGCGCUGUGGCUUCUCCGCACCCCAAAAGGAAACAGGUGACGGAGUUGCUGUUGCGCAAAGGCGCCCACAUCAACGAGAAGAACAAAGACUUCAUGACACCGCUGCACGUUGCCGCCGAACGAGCUCACAACGACAUCCUGGAGGUUCUGCAGAAACAUGGAGCAAAGGUCAACGCCCUGGACACCCUGGGUCAGACCGCCCUCCACAGAGCUGCCAUGGCUGGACACAUCCAGACCUGUAAGCUGCUGCUGGGCUACGGGGCCGAUCCUUCUAUCGUGUCUCUGCAGGGAUUCACCGCUGCCCAGAUGGGCAACGAAGCUGUGCAACAGAUCCUCAACGAAAAUGUUCCUACGCGGAAUUCUGACGUGGACUACAGAUUUCUGGAGGCGGCUAAAGCAGGAGACCUGGACACAGUGCAGCAACUCUGCACCCCCCAGAACGUCAACUGUCGGGACCUAGAGGGGCGCCACUCCACUCCCCUUCACUUCGCAGCUGGUUACAACCGAGUGGCUGUGGUGGAAUAUCUGCUGCACCACGGAGCUGACGUCCACGCCAAAGACAAGGGCGGUCUGGUCCCUCUCCACAACGCAUGCUCCUAUGGUCACUACGAAGUUGCUGAGCUGCUGGUCAGACACGGAGCUUCAGUGAACGUGGCAGAUCUGUGGAAGUUCACGCCUCUUCACGAAGCUGCUGCCAAAGGCAAAUAUGAGAUCUGCAAACUGCUGCUCAAACAUGGCGCUGACCCUUCCAAGAAGAACCGUGACGGCAGCAUGCCCCUGGACAUGGUUAAGGAUGGAGACACAGACAUCCAAGAUCUGCUGAGGGGCGACGCCGCCCUGCUGGAUGCUGCAAAGAAGGGCUGCUUGGCCCGAGUCCAGAAACUUUGUUCCCCAGAAAAUAUCAACUGCAGAGACACGCAGGGACGCAACUCCACCCCGCUCCACCUGGCAGCCGGCUACAACAACCUGGAGGUGGCGGAGUAUUUACUGGAGCACGGGGCCGAUGUAAACGCCCAGGACAAAGGAGGCCUCAUCCCUCUACACAAUGCUGCUUCUUACGGGCACGUGGACAUCGCAGCUCUCCUGAUCAAGUACAACACCUGCGUCAACGCCACGGACAAGUGGGCGUUCACGCCUCUCCACGAGGCGGCGCAGAAGGGUCGCACACAGCUGUGUGCCCUGCUGCUGGCCCACGGAGCCGACCCUACCAUGAAGAACCAGGAGGGGCAGACGGCUCUGGACCUGGCCACGGCUGACGACAUCCGGGCGCUGCUGAUGGAUGCCAUGCCGCCGGACGUUCUGCCCAGCUGCUUCAAGCCCCAGGCCACGGUGGUCAGUGCUUCGGUCAUCUCUCCAGCCUCCACACCGUCCUGUCUGUCCGCUGCCAGCAGCAUAGACAACCUGGCCGGUCCGCUCACCGAGCUAGCUGCUGCCGCCAGUGCCUCUGGCGCCUCUGGCGUAGCGGACGGCGCCUCAGGCACGGACCGGAAAGAGGGAGAAAUGACCAUGCUGGACAUGAACAUCAGUCAGUUCCUGAAGAGUCUGGGCCUGGAGCACCUGAGGGACAUCUUUGAGAGGGAGCAGAUCACCCUGGACGUCCUGGCCGACAUGGGUCACGAGGAGCUGAAGGAAAUCGGAAUCAACGCCUACGGCCACAGACACAAGCUCAUCAAGGGGGUUGAACGGCUGCUGGGGGGCCAGCAAAGCGGAAACCCGUACUUGACAUUCCACUGUGCCAACCAGGGCACCAUACUGAUAGACCUUUCCCCGGAAGACAAGGAGUACCAGUCAGUGGAGGAGGAGAUGCAGAGCACCAUCCGCGAGCACCGGGACGGGGGCAACGCUGGAGGCGUUUUCAGCCGAUACCACAUCAUCAAGAUUCAGAAGGUCGUGAACAAGAAGCUGAGGGAACGCUACACACACAGGCAGAAGGAGAUCGCAGACGAGAACCACAACCACCACAACGAGCGCAUGUUGUUUCAUGGUUCUCCCUUCAUCAACGCCAUCAUCCACAAAGGCUUCGACGAGCGUCACGCCUACAUCGGAGGAAUGUUCGGCGCGGGGAUCUACUUCGCCGAGAACUCCUCCAAGAGCAACCAGUACGUCUACGGCAUCGGCGGAGGAACGGGCUGCCCCACGCACAAAGACCGCUCCUGCUACCUGUGCCACAGGCAAAUGCUUUUCUGUCGGGUCACCUUGGGAAAAUCCUUCCUGCAGUUCAGUGCCAUGAAGAUGGCCCACGCCCCCCCAGGUCAUCACUCAGUCAUCGGUCGGCCCAGUGUCAACGGCCUAGCAUACGCCGAGUACGUCAUCUACAGGGGAGAGCAGGCCUACCCAGAGUACCUCAUCACCUACCAGAUCCUAAAACCAGAGAGUGCCGCCCAGUCGGCCGCAGGAGCGGAGCAGAAGUCGUAGUCACGGAGGAGUGCGGUCGCACCCAAGGACUUGAAGUCGGUCAUUUCCUUCCAUUGUAAUGACAACGCCUUCAAUUACCAAACACAUUUCCAGUUUCCUGUCCAAGCAGGAAGCCGUGGUGACGUCACGUAUUCUUCCACCUUCCCCUGAAGACUGUUUUUUUUUUUUUUUUUUUUGGCAUUAACUGCGUGUUACCACAAAAGCAUGUAAGGCCCAGUAAAGUGUGUGGGUUUCACCCUGCGUCUUCCCCACCCUUCCACCAGGGGGGGCA